AUGCGGAUUCUCAAAGUCCUCGCCAUCUCUACCCUGGUCACAACCUCGGCUGCCGGUCCAAUCGCGUACCGCAUAUGCCAGGCUGGAUGUGCUGGCGUCGUCAUGGCGUGCUAUGCAGCUGCCGGCGCCACAUGGGGAGCAACGGCUGCUGCUUCAGCUCCUGUAACGGUCCUAGCUUGCAACUCCGCCUUUGGGACGUGUCAAGCAGCUUACUGGGUUGCAGCCACUCUCCCUUGUUUUUAA
This is a messenger RNA of Trichoderma virens Gv29-8, 243 nucleotides long. RefSeq lists its product as uncharacterized. The record is from RefSeq and is a predicted model, not a curated record. The transcript has a single exon. Bases 1 to 243 code for a protein of 80 amino acids. Lineage: Eukaryota; Fungi; Ascomycota; Sordariomycetes; Hypocreales; Hypocreaceae.